Messenger RNA from Lymnaea stagnalis (great pond snail), 5920 nucleotides. NCBI's taxonomy places the organism in Eukaryota, Metazoa, Mollusca, Gastropoda, Lymnaeidae. The record is from the annotation of a GenBank genome assembly.
UUAUUAUCUCCAUGGUUAUAUCGUUAUUUAAACACUUCGCCAUCUCUUCCUAACUUUUUAUCUUUCGAAACUUUGGCCUCCAUAGAUAGUGGCUUUUAUGGGAGCUCCGCCAAAGUUUUCUGAAUUUUAUGUUCAUGAAAUUUCAAGUCCGGUGUUAAUGACCAUGGAGAGAAUAACAAAGAGUGUCAUUCCUCUGCUCUUGCUGACCUGCCUGUCCUUGCUGACCUGCCUGUCCUAUGCAGGUAUAACACAUUUACUUGUUAUAACAACAUUUACAUUGAAAUCCUUCUAUUAGGUGGUUUUCUGAAGUCUUUUAUUAUACAUUUUUUUUAAAAAAUCCGUUAAAUACAUAGGCAUUACACCAGCCGAGUCGAUAUUAUUUUUGACGUGUCUUUGAAAAAUAUGCAUUUGAAUUAGUAAUGUUUUUAAUAAUAAAAUGUGUAUAUAAUUAAUAUAUUAUUUUGUACGUUUCAAUGCGUGACUUAGUUCAAUCAUUGUUCAGAAUUAAUACAAACACUUAUUAAGAACAUCCAAUAAUUUGAAACAGAUGUGUUAGAAAAUUAUUUAUAAAAUAUAAUAUAUAUGUUUAUUUCGUCCGUGGAAAUCGACAAUGACCAGUUUAGUCCUAGUAUUCGUGCUAGUUCUGAUCAUGGCUUUGGGUGCGCAGAUGGCUGACGAAAACAAUUCUGCUAGUAAAUGUUCGAGUGCGUGCGUGCAGGGGAUUAAUGGGACACAUCCAGGUGCUGGGUUAACCCGGAAUUUUCUGGUGUGUUUAAUGAGCUUUGCAUCCGAUGUUCUGUUGGCUUUAUGUUGUAUGGAUUCUUUCUUUAUAGAGGAAUGCCACGAUGGUAAUUCCUUUGACGAUUCAUCCCCUAUUGUGCGGGGUUUUUUUUUUUGUGUGUGAUGUUUUCAGUGAGGCGGUUAGCUUGUCUUUGCAGCGUUCUCUUGGGCAAACGACCGUCUGACAUUCUCAGAACAUGGGUUCUCUUGGGCAAACGACCGUCUGACAUUCUCAGAACAUGGGUUCUCUUGGGCAACCGACCGUCUGACAUUCUCACAACAUGGGUUCUCUUGGGCAAACGACCGUCUGACAUUCUCAGAACAUGGGUUCUCUUGGGCAAACGACCGUCUGACAUUCUCACAACAUGGGUUCUCUUGGGCAAACGACCGUCUGACAUUCUCACAACAUGGGUUCUCUUGGGCAAACCACCGUCUGACAUUCUCACAACAUGGGUUCUCUUGGGCAAACGACCGUCUGACAUUCUCAGAACAUGGGUUCUCUUGGGCAACCGACCGUCUGACAUUCUCACAACAUGGGUUCUCUUGGGCAAACGACCGUCUGACAUUCUCACAACAUGGGUUCUCUUGGGCAAACGACCGUCUGACAUUCUCACAACAUGGGUUCUCUUGGGCAAACGACCGUCUGACAUUCUCACAACAUGGGUUCUCUUGGGCAAACGACCGUCUGACAUUCUCACAACAUGGGUUCUCUUGGGCAAACGACCGUCUGACAUUCUCACAACAUGGGUUCUCUUGGGCAAACGACCGUCUGACAUUCUCACAACAUGGGUUCUCUUGGGCAAACGACCGUCUGACAUUCUCACAACAUGGGUUCUCUUAGGCAAACGACCGUCUGACAUUCUCACAACAUGGGUUCUCUUAGGCAAACGACCGUCUGACAUUCUCACAACAUGGGUUCUCUUGGGCAAACGACCGUCUGACAUUCUCACAACAUUGGUUCUCUUGGGCAAACGACCGUCUGACACUCUCACAACAUGGGUUCUCUUGGGCAAACGACCGUCUGACAUUCUCACAACAUGGGUUCUUUUGGGCAAACGACCGCCUGACAUUCUCACAACAUGGCACGCCCAGCGAAGCUGGGACUGCAUUAAAAGUGUAAAGUCGCUGGAGAGACCUGCCUGUGGAAAUACCACAGUGUCAUGUGCAGGAUUUUUCUGAGCCUUGUGGUAAGAAAAUGUUUCAACAUUCUUGAAGGGCGUUGACAGACCGUCCCCGUCUCACGGACAUAGAGAACAGUAGUGUGCACAGCCGUACUUGUAUACUUGCAUCUCAGUUUGAGUGCUGAUGUCUUGCCUGGUCCAAACAUUCUUAGAAAAUCUGCCAAAGGUUGCACUGACUCUUGCAAUACGAAGGUUAACUUCGUCAACGAUGGUUGCAUAGCACUGUGUACUUUGGGAAAGUGUGCCACCAUGUUAAGAGAUGCCAUUUACAGCUUUAAGCCUUUCGCCAUCCACUUGAACGUUAGGGACAACAUAGAAUUUUCAGAGGAGCUGGUAUAGGACCUUAAUCUUUUGUUCGUGUUGAAAACAUAAAGUUUGUUCAGGUAUAGGAGAAAUUAGUAAUACUGCGAUUAGGGCACAACCUUCGGCAUACGAUAACCCCUGAUGAUGUCUGUCAGGAACGUUGAUUUGGCAUGUAAUGUAUCGAAGUUUACUAGCUCACCAUCAGUUCGGUAUCUGAGACCGAUUCCAACGUGAAGACAUCGGUCAGCGUGGCGGUCAUCUUUAGGUUGAAAAAUGUUGAAGUCAUGACACAACUCUGUGUGACGUCAUGACACAACUCUGUUUGACGUCAUGACACAACUCUGUUUGACGUCAUGACACAACUCUGUUUGACGUCAUGACACAACUCUGUGUGACGUCAUGUGGCACAGUGAACUGUGUAGACGUCUCCCCAGUUUAAAGAAUACUCGCCCGCACGCAUCAUGUCAUUGCCGCACCAUUGCUAUGCACGUUCUGGUGCAUCCCUAUUUUGGCCAUGAUCUUCAAAGAUCCUCUCUACCAACACUGUCGAAAGCCUUGGUCAGGUCUACAUAGAUAAAGAAGUGGUCAACAUUUUGUUCCUUGAAGUUUUCUUGCAGCUGUCUGGCUGCUAACACCAUAUCAAUAGUUCUGUUUUCUUUAUUUGCAACCCCAUUGAAUUUCUGACCGGGUACCCUCCCUUCUAAAGAUGCAUAUAAAGUUGGUUUAGCGAGAUUUUAGGGGAGUAUUUAGCCUACAAUCGAGAACAACAGGUGGUACAUAUAUAUAUAUUAUAAAUAUAUAUAUUCGUUUUCUAACAAAUCUGUUUAGAAAUCUAAAACUGCACACUUCUUUCGUCUCUCCUUUCAUCAAAUCCUUUCUAAAACUUUGUUCAAGUUAUUUCCCAUGAACGCAACUAUUGACGAUUCGUUCUCCCUAUGCUCGGUGCUCUAGAAAAUUUAAAAAAAAUAUUUCUUGGUUUUAAGGGGAAUACUUUUUUCCAAGAAAUGAUAUUUGACUUUAAUUUAACACCACAAACAACCCAAAAACAACAAAGAACUUAAACACCACAAACACCACAGUCACAACAAACACCACGAACGUCUAAUGGCCCAUUGAGUAGGCUCAUUAUUAAUUAUACUGUGUUCCAAAAUAAUUUGGAUAAUUGUACAAGCCUGCAACUUUAUUAUAUUGUGUUUUACUUGCCAGGAUAGAUUUAAGAACUAUUUCUUCACUUUUAAUGGUUAUAUAAAAUAUAAUGAUUAAUUUUUACAAUGCAUUUCUUAGUUGGAGAGGUUACAUUGACCACAACACCGGACGAGAUUACCAUUGGACUGACCAAAACUCUCAACGUCGACUGUUCCUACAAGUUGGACGCCAACUCCAGCAUCAAUGGUUUGAUUGCGUUCUUCAUUUCACGAGCGAAGAAUGAGAGCAAUCCAGCUUCCGAGUACGAAGACAUAGCCUCCAUCAAUGUGUAUGCUAAGAAUGUUAGCAUCUUGACCUCUGAACCCGUUUCAGCCUCCGGUGUGAUAUCGAACAAUGGGGUAUCGCACAUCAACAUCAGUUGGACUGACCCGACAGCCCGGCAGAGUGGACUCUACAAGUGUGAUGUUCACGGCAUCGACGCCGUGGGUCAUACGAUAGUUCUCUCAGACUCUUCUCGUGUUACAACUAAAGAGCCAGGUCAAAAUGAACUUCUUGACAAGCUAGAAGAAAUGGACGGAAAACUCAUAACUAUGGAGCAGAAAUUUUUAGAACUUUACUCAAAAUUGAAUGAAGUCCCGAACACACCAGCCAGUCUUGUUGACGUCACACCGACACCUUGCACCCCAGCACCUUGCUGUGUACAAACGCACGCCUCGGGCGUGUGUAAUUUAGAGGAUUUCUUUUACCCAUAUAACCUCACCUACAACGGCCACGAUUACAACAUCCUCCGCGUGCCUGCGUGGGGAGGCCAUGAUGCCAUGGAACUGUGUCAGCGUGCCGGGUCAUACCUCGCGGAGAUUGAUGACCAAUCAGAAUAUCAAGCGGUGAGUGGAUUUUUGAUCGGUCAGUCGAAGGUGCAUCAUGUAGCCAUAGCAGGGCAGUACCAACAUGGGCAAUGGUACUACACGAGAUCUGGACAUCAAGUCGGAUUUAUGAAGUGGAAAAGUGGAGAACCCGACUAUCUUUAUCAGACACACUGCAUUACGCUGACGGAGAGUUCAAGCUGGAUGAUGGAACCGGCACCCUGCAAUGAAAACAUCAACCCACUUUAUGCCUUGUGUGAAUCUAGCGAGUCAUCACCCUUAGGUCGUUGAGUAGUGCUACAACAUGUCCCCAUCGUUACGUUAUUGAGUAGUGUUACAACUUGUCGUCAUCUUUACGUCGUAGAUUAGUGCUACAACUUGUUGUCCUCUUUACUCCGUAGAGUAGUGCUACAACAUGUCCCCAUCCUUACGUCGCUAUGUAGUGCUACAACAUGUCCCCAUCUUUACGUCGCUGAGUGAUGCUACAACUUGUUGUCAUCUUUACGUCGUUAAAUAGUGCUACAACUUGUCUUCAUCUUUAGGUCUUUAAAUAGUGCUACAACAUGUCCCCAUCGUGACGUCGUUGAUUGUUGCUACAACUUGUCAUCAUCCGUGUGUCGUUGAGCAGUGCUAAAAAUUGUCACCAUCUUUACGUCUUUGAGUAGUGCUAAGCGAUAUUUUCAUAUUUUACAAACAUUUAUUAUUCUGUCUUUUUGGAGAGAUUAUAAAAUAUGUUUUUAAAAAAAUAAUUUAAAAAGUAAUUAAAAAAGAAACACGAUUCUUCCCAUUUAAUUUUUUGUUGUUGCUAUUUUCCAAUAUUAUACAGUCGAACCAAUUUAUCUCGACCUCGGUUAACUCCCCAACCCUGAUAAGUCGACGUUUAUGGCGCGGAACCGCCAAAUUCUCUCUUUGUCUUAGCAUGUUCUCCUCGGUUAUGUCGAUUCUUCUAUGUCACCGAACCCUAAUAUCUCGAUCAAAAAAAGGAGCCACAUUUGCCACUUAACCUCGGUUAACUCGAUGCCCGUGACCAGUCGCCGGCUUUUGGGCUCCGCAAGAAGAAAUAGCAAACAAAAAAUAAACAAGUUUUUCAUAAUUAAAAAUAAUUGUUUAUUUCUCAAAUACAUGACUUGAAAUGUGUUUAGAAUGAACCUAGAAGUAAUUUAAAUAAAUAUGUUUUAUUUUGAGGUUAAAAAACCCGGUAGAGUCCAAAAUACAAAUGAACAUUAUUUGUUGAGUGCAAAACGUUGUCAUGGGCAGCCAAUCACAGGUCUCGUGCAUACUGGCUAUGCCGUGGUGCUACGUCAGAGCUUCAUUCAUAAGAGUUUGCCGUGUGCAAAAACUAUUAAACCGUUGGUCAGGGAAAGCUUUAAUUAAAUAGUCAUGUGCCAAAUUUGAAAGUUCAAAAUAAUUAGUCCCUAAAUAGUAUUUUAGUAAUGAGGGGAAGCGUUGCCUUAUAUUUAUAUAAACUAUGUAGUCAUUGCGCAUGACGCGAUCAGCAGGAUGAGGUCACAAAAUGUGGAGGCUUCUUCCAUCGUAUAAAAUAUCAAAUGAACUCAUAUUUUCAAAAUUCGUAGCUCAAUAAGUAUGACCGUUAAAAAGUUGAUUCUGGUUUCAUUUUUUUAAAAAUAAUUGUAACAUUUAAACAAU